AUGCCUGUCAUAACGCUAAAUCGCCAACUCAUCCGCUCUGAUGAUUUCCGCGUGGACGUUGUACGCAUCGAAAGAUCGGAAAUAGAGGCGUUGCUUCGACGCACAGUAGACUUAAACCACCUAAACGAAGAACUCGUUGAACUCAGAGAUCUGGCCAAGGUCGGACCCGGUGAUGGAUCCCUAUCGAAAGAGUUCUGA
Molecule: messenger RNA, 198 nt
Organism: Cladophialophora bantiana CBS 173.52
Lineage: Eukaryota; Fungi; Ascomycota; Eurotiomycetes; Chaetothyriales; Herpotrichiellaceae
Exons: 1
Coding region: 1-198 (65 amino acids)
Source: RefSeq, a predicted model, not a curated record